This is a messenger RNA of Cercocebus atys (sooty mangabey), 1145 nucleotides long. It is a transcript of the gene CKM, whose product is annotated as creatine kinase, muscle. Lineage: Eukaryota; Metazoa; Chordata; Mammalia; Primates; Cercopithecidae. The record is from RefSeq and is a predicted model, not a curated record. Bases 170 to 964 code for a protein of 264 amino acids. Gene Ontology annotation, molecular function: creatine kinase activity. The transcript is spliced from 7 exons. Gene Ontology annotation, biological process: phosphocreatine biosynthetic process.
GCUGCCCUCCAGAACUCCUCCCUGGGGACAGCCCCUCCCAGCCAAUUGCACAGCCUAGGUCCCCCUAUAUAACCCCACGGCUGCAGGCCCUUCCUUUGGGUCAGUGUCACCUCCAGGAUACAGACAGCCCCCUUCAGCCCAGCCCAGCCAGGUCUCCUACACCGCCACCAUGCCGUUCGGUAACACUCACAACAAGUUCAAGCUGAAUUACAAGCCUGAGGAGGAGUACCCCGACCUCAGCAAACAUAACAACCACAUGGCCAAGGUACUGACCCUUGAUCUCUACAAGAAGCUGCGGGACAAGGAGACCCCAUCGGGCUUCACCCUAGACGAUGUCAUCCAGACAGGAGUGGACAACCCAGGUCACCCCUUCAUCAUGACUGUGGGCUGCGUGGCUGGUGAUGAGGAGUCCUAUGAAGUUUUCAAGGAACUCUUUGAUCCCAUCAUCUCGGAUCGCCACGGGGGCUACAAACCCACCGACAAGCACAAGACUGACCUCAACCAUGAGAACCUCAAGGGUGGAGACGACCUGGACCCCCACUAUGUGCUCAGCAGCCGCGUCCGCACCGGCCGCAGCAUCAAGGGCUACACGCUGCCCCCGCACUGCUCCCGUGGUGAGCGCCGGGCGGUGGAGAAGCUCUCCGUGGAAGCUCUUAACAGCCUGACUGGCGAGUUCAAAGGGAAGUACUACCCUCUGAAGAGCAUGACGGAGAAGGAACAGCAGCAGCUCAUCGAUGACCACUUCCUGUUCGACAAGCCCGUGUCCCCACUGCUGCUAGCCUCAGGCAUGGCCCGUGACUGGCCCGACGCCCGUGGCAUCUGGCACAAUGACAACAAGAGCUUCCUGGUGUGGGUGAACGAGGAGGAUCACCUCCGGGUCAUCUCCAUGGAGAAGGGGGGCAACAUGAAGGAGGUUUUCCGCCGCUUCUGCGUGGGGCUGCAGAAGAUCGAGGAGAUGCUUUAAGAAACGCGGCCCACCCUUCCUGUGGAACCCCGAGCACGGCGCCUACGUGCUCACCCCCAUCCAAACCUGGGCACUGGCUGCGUGGUGGCGUGCACGUGAAGCUGGGCGCACCUGAAGCAAGCCACUCCCAAGUCGAGGAGAUCCCUCAACCCGCCUGCGCCUGCGAAAGAGGGGUACAGGU